Molecule: messenger RNA, 351 nt
Organism: Chlorella variabilis
Lineage: Eukaryota; Viridiplantae; Chlorophyta; Trebouxiophyceae; Chlorellales; Chlorellaceae
Exons: 1
Biological process (GO): signal transduction; protein phosphorylation
Cellular component (GO): cytoplasm
Molecular function (GO): ATP binding; protein kinase activity
Source: RefSeq, a predicted model, not a curated record
GCGCGCGGCCUGGAGUACCUGCACAGCUGCAACAUCAUGCACGGCGACCUCAAGCCGCAGAAUGUGCUGCUGAAGACGGCCGCUUCUGAUAGCCGCAGCUUUGAGUGCAAGCUUGGCGACUUUGGGCUCAGCCGCAUACUUCGGGAGACGGAGACACAUGUGGACACGGGCUCCUAUGGCACCGUGACGCACGCCUCGCCUGAGCUGCUGACAGAGGGGCGGCUGACGAAGGCCAGCGAUGUGUUUGCCUUUGGCAUUGUUCUGUGGGAGCUGGUCAGCGGCCAGCGGCUAUUCCCAGACAUGCACCAGAUGCAGGUGGGGCGCUGGCGCCGCUGGGCUAAGCGAAUCUGA